Molecule: messenger RNA, 692 nt
Organism: Striga hermonthica
Lineage: Eukaryota; Viridiplantae; Streptophyta; Magnoliopsida; Lamiales; Orobanchaceae
Source: the annotation of a GenBank genome assembly
UCACAAUCUGCCACUGUCUGGGCAAAAUCCCACAUCUCCCGGGACUAGUCCGACUGGCCACCCACACGCUCAUCGGGAUGCAGAAAGAUGUUGAAAUCGCCACUAACCAUCCAUGGCAAUCCCUCCAUACUCUCAGCAAUCUCAAGCAUGGUGUCCCAAAGGUCAUAUCGCCCGACCCUAUUACACUUGGCAUAAACCAAGGUGUGGAAUAUGGGUUCGGAGAGGUGUGCCACAGAAAGCUCGACAUAAAGCACCUGAUCGGUAUCCCGGAAGACCCUACAGGUAUAAUCACGCGACGGGAUCAGUCAGUAGUCGCAGCCCAGUUCCGGACUUACGCCCCUCCGGUGUUCACUAGAGAGGAGGGCCUGUUGGCCGUAGGAGACUGGAUCUGCAAGAUGGAUCGUAUUUUCCGGAUGAUGGGCAUAUCCGACCAGCACAUGUUCUCUUGUGCCGAGUUUCAGAUAGAGGGUGCGGCCGGAGACUGGUGGGACGACUACUGGUGUCUCAGGACAGCUGACGAGCGAGACCAGCUGACUUGGGAUCAGCUUAAGGGGAUUUUGGAGGCCAAGUACUACCCUCGACACUUUUGCGAGAGGAUGGAGCGAGAGUUCUAUGACUUGCUUCAGGGAGACCGCUCGGUUGAGAAGUGCGAGCGGGAGUUCGCUCGUAAGAGCGCCUUUGCACGCCAUCUU